This is a messenger RNA of Penicillium arizonense, 1416 nucleotides long. RefSeq names its product putative MFS multidrug transporter. Gene Ontology annotation, molecular function: transmembrane transporter activity. The record is from RefSeq and is a predicted model, not a curated record. Lineage: Eukaryota; Fungi; Ascomycota; Eurotiomycetes; Eurotiales; Aspergillaceae. Gene Ontology annotation, cellular component: membrane. Bases 1 to 1416 code for a protein of 471 amino acids. Gene Ontology annotation, biological process: transmembrane transport. The transcript is spliced from 3 exons.
AUGUCACAGAUUCUUGCUGAAUAUUACAUCUCAGGAUCAAAUGUGCUCCUUCCAACCCUUGUUGCAGAGCUUGACCUUCCAGCAGCCUCCGCAAUAUGGCCUUCUACCGCGUUAUCACUGGUAGUCACCUCGACGCUUCUCAUCUUCGGCCGAAUGACCGACAUGUUCGGCGGAUAUCUCAUCUACACCGCCGGGGCACUAUGGCUUACAAUAUCAUCGAUCCUCUGCGGUGUGUCUCAAACAUGGCUAAUGCUGGUCAUCUGCCGAGCAUUGCAAGGCUUUGGCCUUGCCGCUUUCCUUCCAUCAGGAAUCAUGGUGCUCGGUAGUACAUAUCGACCCGGACCCAGAAAGAACAUAGUCUUCAGUAUCUAUGGCGCUUGCGCAGCACUGGGAUUCUUCGUUGGAAUUUUCUUCUCCGGCCUCUGUGGUGAAUAUCUCACCUGGAGAUGGUAUUUCUUCUUCGGUGCGAUUCUAUCCGCCAUCACUACGGCCCUAGCGUCCUUCUCCAUCCCGCGGGACUACCACGAGAAGAGAAAAAUUGGCAUCAAGAUGGAUUGGGCUGGUGCAUGUCUAUCGGUUCCUGCGGCUGUCCUGAUCGUCUUUCCCAUUGCAGACAGUUCGUAUGCACCUCAAGGAUGGAAAACGCCAUACAUCCCACUGUUCCUUGCACUUGGGCUUAUUUUCCUUGGGGCGAUGGUUUAUGUUGAGGGGUGGGUGGUUGAAAACCCAUUGUUGCCUGGUGAUAUUUUCCAUGUCAAGUACAUGACUCCGCUGGUUAUAGCCUUGCUAUUCCUAUAUGGGACGCUGGGAAUCUUUAUGCUCUAUGCAGUGCUUUACAUGUCCGACAUAAUGGGUGCCUCCCCAAUGCAAAUCGUGGCAUGGUGUGCCCCUAUGGGUGUUGGCGGGCUAAUAUUGUCCGUCGGUGGAGGAAUGAUAUUCCACAAAGUACCAGGAACAAUUCUCAUGAUGAUCUCAUGUCUCGGCUAUGUGGGAUCUGGAUUGUUCUUCGCCGUCAUCCCGCCCGGCGGAAACUACUGGGCCUUUGUGUUCCCUUCAAUGCUAUGUGGUACGAUCGGGAUUGAUAUCAGCUUCAACUUGGCCAAUGUCUUCAUCACGACAAACUUGCCCAAGGCGCGACAGGGUCUGGCUGGUGCGUUGAUCAACUGUACGUUACACAUGGGAAUUGCUGUGAUGUUGGGCUUCGCAGAUAUCACACAGACUCAGACGGAAGAACUGGGGACUCGGAAGAGUUACAAAGCGGUUUUCUGGUACCAGACCGGACUGGCAAUUCUGGGGCUGCUCAUCGUGGUCUUCUUUGUGAGAAUCCGUGAGGCGAAGAGUGAGAUGACCAUUGACGAGAGAGAAGCAAUGGCAGCCGAGGAAAACGGAAGAGUCGGCGACACCUCAUCAAUUUAA